Molecule: messenger RNA, 1084 nt
Organism: Olea europaea var. sylvestris
Lineage: Eukaryota; Viridiplantae; Streptophyta; Magnoliopsida; Lamiales; Oleaceae
Product: UPF0603 protein At1g54780, chloroplastic
Exons: 3
Coding region: 82-942 (286 amino acids)
Source: RefSeq, a predicted model, not a curated record
CCACUAGACCACUAUGCGUUAUCCUCAUCUAAAUCCAAUCAAAAAUCUUCUCCCAUUUUUGCUUAUCUCCGACUCUCUUCAAUGGAAACCAUUCUCUCUCCUCACUCUUUCUGUCCACUUUUCAAGGCUCCUCCUUUUUCCUCUCACUCUCUCCAACCCAAAUCAAGUUCUUGGCUCAAUCCAAUUUGCUGCACCCUCAAAAAACAACAAUCUGUUAAACAAUCUUUUACUGCACCCACAAGUUGGUUUUCUCGAGUGCAUCAGGGAUUAGCUGCCCUUGCCAUUUCUUUGGCCCUAAACUUUUGCCCAAUACUGCCUAAUGAAUCUGCAGUGGCGUCUGAAUUUGAUGUUUUAAAUGAUGGUCCACCAAAGGAGACAUACGUCGUUGAUGAUGCAGGUGUGCUCAGUCGCGUAACAAAGUCUGAUUUGAAGAGAUUGUUGUCGGAUUUGGAGUCAAGAAAAGGCUACCACAUUAACUUUGUCACUGUCCGCAAGCUCACUAGCAAAGCCGAUGCAUUUGAGUAUGCUGACCAAGUUCUGGAACGUUGGUAUCCUACUCUAGAAGAAGGCACCAACAAGGGCAUAGUUGUUCUUGUUACCAGCCAAAAGGAAGGUGCAGUUACAGGUGGCCCUGAUUUCGUCAAGGCUGUUGGCGAUAACAUUCUUGAUGCUACUGUAUCGGAAAAUCUUCCAGUCCUAGCCACGGAAGAAAAGUACAAUGAAGCACUAUUUAGUGCUGCCAACCGGCUUGUGGCUGCCAUUGACGGGCUUCCUGAUCCUGGUGGCCCCCAAUUUAAGGACAACAAAAGAGAAUCUAACUUCAAAACCAGGGAGGAGACAGAAGAGAAACGAGGUCAGUUCACACUUGUAGUUGGAGGUUUGUUAGUGAUUGCUUUUGUUGUUCCUAUGGCACAAUACUAUGCUUAUGUCUCAAAGAAAUGAGAUUAUUACAUCUUUUUCUUAUCCAGAAUUUUUUAUUUCACUUCGAGUUGAGUGAAUGUGUAAAAUGAUCACCAUAUGUUCAUAUUGAAUACUUGAUUUUUAUAACCUUAAAUCAGUAAAAUAUAACAUCAAUUAUAACUUC